GUACAACCUUAGAUUUUUCCUAUAAGUACGACACAUAACGGAAGGUAUCACCUUCAUAUACAUCAUCUGAAGUCAUACAUGUAACUUGAAACAUGUAACUUGAACUGUCUUAAAGAGGAAGUUGCGAGCAGCGUACGCGAAACUGAGACGCUAUUCCAUUUGUGGAUCACCUUUUCUUGUCGUACCUGACAGGGAUUAACUAGGUGCUCUCCCCCACCAUUCCGACCCUCGUCAAAUCUUCAGCUUUCUGUCUCCUUCCUACAACUACCUACUUCUCCCAAGUCCGGUUUUAUUCAUUCAUUUCGUAGGAAUCAUGGCCAAGCCUAUAGAGAUCACCACGCAUGAACAAUUUAGCGACUUGCUAAAGAACUCGCGUAUUGUGGUAGCCGAUUUCUAUGCGAACUGGUGUGCUCCAUGCAAACAAAUUGCCCCCUUCUUCGAACAGCUCUCAAGAAGUCUUUCGCGCCCCAAAGUCGCGACAUUCGUCAAAAUCAACACCGAGGCUGAGGGAGCUAAGGCUGUCGCCGCCGAGUAUGCCGUUUCACAUCUGCCUACCUUCAUCGUAUUUCGCGAUGGCUCCGUAGUCGAGAAAAUCAAAGGAGCCGAUCCGAAACAGCUCCAGGCUGUAGUCGAAAAACUCAGCGGCGACAUCGAGAACGCAGCGCAAGGGGGAAGCAGUAGUAGCAACGACGGGGGCAUCGCUUGGAAAGGAGCCGAUCUACCUCGAGGUUACACCGAUGUCUCGGACACUAUUGAUGUACGCGGACUGGAACUGUUGAAUGCCGACGAAACCCAUUUCUCUGUCCGAACCCUCUUCAACAAGAGCAAGCCUUCGGGUUUGUCCAAGGAGAAGGCCUCGGGCGAUCAGAAGGACUGGAUAGAGAGUGACACAGACGAGCAGCUGUUACUCUAUAUCCCAUUCAACUCUGCCGUCAAGCUUCACACGAUACAGAUCACUUCUCUACCACCCACGGAUGACGAUGAGGACGACGACGACGACGAAGUACCGAUGAGACCCAAGACCCUUAAACUAUUCACGAAUCGCCCCCACAACCUAGGUUUUGAUGAAGCAGAAGACAUCACCCCCACUCAGACUAUCGAAAUUGGCGAGAACGACUGGAACUCUAACGGUACUGCGAACCUAGGCUUACGAUUUGUUCGAUUCCAGAACAUCACGAGUCUUAUAAUCUUCGUUGUGGACGGUGACGGCGACAGCGAAAAGGUACGAAUAGACCGAAUAAGACUUAUCGGCGAGUCUGGAGAGAAAAGGGAGAUGGGCAAGCUGGAGAAGAUCGGCGAUGAAAUGGGUGAAUAAACCGUCGAAGAAAAAUUAUAAGCACGCGUCAAACGCGGUUACGAUCAUGGACAAUGAGGACAACGAAUGGAUUGCGGUGAUAGACUCCGGAUACCACGGCGCUGCAGCUAUAUAGAUAAUAUCACCCAAUGGAUCCCAUGCUCGGUGCAUGAUUAUUCAUUCCUAUCAUACUUAUGCCACACUUUUGAGACAUACAAACAUAUCUUUCUAGCGUCUAAGCAUUGCCAACUAGUUCUAGUCACUUCACAUGCAAAAAUGGCUGUCAAAUUAAUUACGCGACGUGUGGUUCGUCGAGUUUCGAGCUCAUCUCACCAUCAAUCGCACAUUAUUUCCUUCCUUUCCCAUG
This is a messenger RNA of Hypoxylon trugodes, 1661 nucleotides long. RefSeq names its product putative thioredoxin. The transcript is spliced from 3 exons. Lineage: Eukaryota; Fungi; Ascomycota; Sordariomycetes; Xylariales; Hypoxylaceae. Bases 314 to 1315 code for a protein of 333 amino acids. The record is from RefSeq and is a predicted model, not a curated record.